UGACCUCCGACCCCUACUGGCCUUGCGUAAGUGCGUGUCGAACACAUUGAACUCGACGUCCAUGACGUCCGUCAGGAGAGAAGACGAGCUAGCCUUCUCUUCAGACGAACGUACUGCUCGUCUCGCUGCCUCUAUAGCGUUCCUCACGGGGUCUGAGCUUUUCAUAGCUGGCGUGAUACAUCUCGACGACGUUACGUGUCCGGCCCAUCUCGGACUCUGGUGGCAGACAGGCAGGAGGUCUUCGUUUCACUAGAUCUUUCCUCUUUUGGAGUGGAGUGCACGAUCGAGGGUGAGA
Phanerochaete carnosa HHB-10118-sp is the source of this 295-nucleotide messenger RNA. RefSeq lists its product as uncharacterized. The transcript has a single exon. Bases 62 to 253 code for a protein of 63 amino acids. The record is from RefSeq and is a predicted model, not a curated record. NCBI's taxonomy places the organism in Eukaryota, Fungi, Basidiomycota, Agaricomycetes, Polyporales, Phanerochaetaceae.